Drosophila bipectinata is the source of this 1333-nucleotide messenger RNA. RefSeq names its product syntaxin 16 (gene Syx16). Gene Ontology annotation, biological process: vesicle fusion; vesicle-mediated transport; intracellular protein transport. NCBI's taxonomy places the organism in Eukaryota, Metazoa, Arthropoda, Insecta, Diptera, Drosophilidae. Gene Ontology annotation, cellular component: endomembrane system; SNARE complex; membrane. Gene Ontology annotation, molecular function: SNAP receptor activity; SNARE binding. The record is from RefSeq and is a predicted model, not a curated record.
GUCUUAUCGGCGAAGGGGGGUGCCAUCUCUAGUUUGUAAAAAAAAGAAAAUAGCAACUCGUAUGUUUUGAAGCAUAUUUUCGCAAUUUCCACACGCGGACAGCAGUCGAGGAUGUCAUUUAACACACCCAAGUAACGCUCAGAAACAGCCACACACCAUGACGUCGCGCAACCUGACGGAGGUGUUCGUCAUCAUGCGAAACAAUGCCUCCAAGAAUCGCAGUCACUACGACGAUCGGAGGGGCAGCGAUGCAGAGCGCCUGCUCAAGCAUUCGGUACGCGAGGCGGAGGAGGGCCUGGAGCUGCAGGACGACUAUGGGACACCACCCUCCUGGCUGGACAAGUUCGAAGAGGCGCAGUACACCAUGUCCAAAAUCAAGCCCAAGCUUGAUGAGCUCGGCUCUCUGCACGCUCGCCAUCUGCUGCGUCCAGCGUUCGAUGACCAGCGGGACGACGAGUGCGACAUCGAAGUCCUCAGUCAGAUUGUGUCGAAGCUGAUCACCUCCACGCACCGGCACAUCCAGUGCGUGCGCUCCAGCCUGGGCGUGGGUAGCAAGAUGGAACAGCGCCUCACCGCCAACGCCGUGCACUGUGCCCUGCUCCAGUUGCAGGAGCUGACGCUAAAGUUCCGCUCCAGCCAGAAUGCCUAUCUGCUGCAGCUCAAUUCGCGGGAGGAGCGCUCCCAGAAGUACUUCGACGACGGAGCCGGCGGCGAUGUCUUCACCAACGUGGAGUUGGGCGACCAGCCGCCCGACAACUUUGUGGAUUCCUUUGACAAUUUCCUGCAGCCAGUUAAUGGGGCUGGUGCUGCACCCGGAGGAGGAGCUGGAGUAAGAACCGGUUCGCUGCUCUUCGAGGAGGACGAACAAGCCAUCGACGACCACUUCCAACGACCGCCAGCCAGCCGGAUGACCCAGCAGCAACUGCUGCUCUUCGAGGAGGAGAACUCCCGACUGGCCCAGCACCGCGAGCAGGAGGUCACAAAGAUAGUCAAGUCCAUAUACGAUCUGAACGACAUUUUCAAGGAUCUGGGGCAUAUGGUGCAGGAACAGGGUACCGUGCUGGACCGCAUCGACUACAACGUGGAGCAGACGCAGACCCGGGUCUCCGAGGGACUGAGGCAAUUGCAUAAGGCCGAGAUGUACCAGCGAAAGAACCGCAAGAUGUGCGUUAUCCUGGUCCUGGCCGCCGUUACCUUCUUCAUGCUGCUGCUGCUCAUCCUCACCAAGCUUAGUGGAUAAUCCAACAGCAAUAUAAUCUAUUCCAAUCGUUGUUUCCUGUGUGUGUGUAUAUUGUGUAAAAAUGUAUGAAUUACAUGUUAUAUUUAUUAUUUA